AUGGACCCAAAUCCGCGGGCAGCCCUGGAGCGCCAGCAGCUCCGCCUUCGGGAGCGGCAGAAAUUCUUUGAGGACAUUUUACAGCCUGAGACAGAGUUUGUCUUCCCCCUGUCCCACCUGCAUCUCGAGUCGCACAGACCCCCCAUAGGUAGUAUCUCAUCCAUGGAGGUGAAUGUGGACACACUUGAGCAAGUGGAAUUUAUCGACCUUGGGGAUCAGGACGGAGCUGACGUGUUCUUGCCUUGCGAAGAUCCUCCACCGACCCCCCAGACGUCUGGGGUGGACGACCGUCCCGAGGAGCCGAACCUGCCAAUGCCCACGGCAGACAGGACCACAUCCCGCACUUUCUCCUCGUCCUCUGACUCCUCCACCAAUCCGCACAGCCCGGAUGUCAGUGACGGCGGAGCAGACACGCCCUUGGCACAGUCUGACGAGGAGGAGGAUGGGGGAGAUGGCGGGGCAGAGCCUGGAGCCUGCAGCUAGCAGUGGGCCCCCACCUACAGACUGAUUGAGCUGCCUAUUCUCCACUUGAGACCCCAGGCCCAGCCAGAGCGCUUCGGAGAAGACCAGACUCUUUACCUGCAGUAGGCACCAGAGGGAGGAAAGGAUGGUGGGUGGUGUACCUUUCUGGGAAUUAACCCGCUCCUGCUUUACUGCUAACCUUUCCCUGCUGCAACCUCCCUGGCAGGUUUUGGCUUACUCCUGAGGUAGGGCCUGCAAGUGAGGAGGUGGAAGAUGAGAUAGGACAAGAUGCCACUGCUUUUCUUAGCACUCUUCCCUCCUCCAAACUAUCCUGCAGUCUCCUGAUAGAGUCUCCUAAACCAGUGUCUCUAAAUGGACGUGAACUCCUUAACACUCCCAGUGAGAUGGUACUCCAGCCAUCCUGCUUCCUUACAUCCUUUUUGGAACAGGGCACGGUAUGAAUAAUAAACAGAUAAUAAUAUGCCAA
This is a messenger RNA of Balaenoptera acutorostrata (minke whale), 949 nucleotides long. It is a transcript of the gene DBNDD2, whose product is annotated as dysbindin domain containing 2. Gene Ontology annotation, biological process: negative regulation of protein kinase activity. NCBI's taxonomy places the organism in Eukaryota, Metazoa, Chordata, Mammalia, Artiodactyla, Balaenopteridae. Gene Ontology annotation, cellular component: cytoplasm. The record is from RefSeq and is a predicted model, not a curated record. The coding region runs from base 1 to 483 and encodes 160 amino acids. The transcript is spliced from 3 exons.